This is a messenger RNA of Serinus canaria (Common canary), 1111 nucleotides long. Its product is annotated as tyrosine-protein kinase JAK3-like. The coding region runs from base 146 to 787 and encodes 213 amino acids. Gene Ontology annotation, biological process: peptidyl-tyrosine phosphorylation; intracellular signal transduction; cell differentiation. The transcript has 6 exons. The record is from RefSeq and is a predicted model, not a curated record. Lineage: Eukaryota; Metazoa; Chordata; Aves; Passeriformes; Fringillidae. Gene Ontology annotation, cellular component: cytosol. Gene Ontology annotation, molecular function: non-membrane spanning protein tyrosine kinase activity; cytokine receptor binding; ATP binding.
CAGCACGGGCGAGCUGGUGGCCGUGAAGAGGCUGCAGCAGGAUUCGGCCAAGGAAAUUCGGGAUUUCGAGAGGGAGAUCCAAAUCCUGCACUCGCUGCAGCACGACUUCAUCGUCCGGUACCGGGGCGUCUGCUACAGCCGGGGGAUGCGCGGGCUGCGGCUGGUGAUGGAAUUCCUGCCCAACGGCUGCCUGCGGGAUUUCCUGCAGAAGAACCAGCCCCGCCUGGAGCACGGGACGCUGCUCCUCUACGCCUGGCAGAUCUGCAAGGGCAUGGAGUACCUGGGGGCGCAGCGCUGCGUGCACCGGGACCUGGCCAGCAGGAACAUCCUGGUGGAGAGCGACAGCCACGUCAAGAUCGGCGACUUCGGGCUGGCCAAGCUGCUCCCGCAGGGCAAGGAUUACUACGUGGUGCGGGAGCCCGGCCAGAGCCCCGUGUUCUGGUACGCUCCGGAAUCCCUGGCUGACAACAUCUUCUCCUGCGCCUCCGACGCCUGGAGCUUCGGCGUGCUCCUCUACGAGCUCUUCACCUACAGCUCCAAGAGCAGGAGCCCCUCGGAGGAAUUCCUGCGGAUGAUGGGCACCGCCAGGCCGCCGCAGAUCAUCUGCCACCUGCUGGAGCUCCUCAAGGACAACCGGCGACUCCCGGCUCCCACCGGCUGUCCCCCGGAGGUGUACGCGCUGAUGAUGAGCUGCUGGGCCUUCACCCCUGGCGCCAGACCCACUUUUGGGGAGCUGUCCCCCAAAAUCGAGGCGCUGCGGGAUGGGCGGAGCAAAACUCGGGGGUAGCUCCCCCCCCCAAGAAUGGACCCCUCCCCAAUCCGUGGUGAUGCUUCCCUGAGCUUUGAGGGGGGACAGAGCCCCCACCCCUCUUUUCCCACAUCACAACCCUCCCAUCCCUUUGGCUUUUCCCCCUUUUUUCCUUGCCCUCCUCGCUCCGUGGCAGAAUUGGGAUGGAUUUAUGGGAUUUAUGGGAUUUAUGGGAUUUCUGGGAUUUAUGGGAUUUAUGGGAUUUAUGGGAUUUCUGGGAUUUCUGGGAUUGGCGCCGUGGCAGGAAGGAGGCAGCAGCCGGCGGGGGGGGAUUUAUUAGAAAAUAAAGUGUUUAAUAAAAGA